AUGUCGGAGAACCUCUGUUUCUCACCCCCUACAUUGAAUCUGGAGAUGUGGAGACAGGACGGAACACACAGUGAUAUCGAGAGCUACUCUGGGUUCAUUACUGCAGACAAGGAGAACAAUGGAAACAUUUUCUUCUGGUUCUUCCCUGCAGCAGAGAACCCUGAUACUGCUCCAGUAGUAAUAUGGCUCCAGGGAGGACCUGGAGGUUCAUCUAUGUUCGGACUCUUAAAACUCCACGGACCUUUACUCUCUGGAAAUGAUGAAAACGGAAACUUCGGAGUUCGUGACAAUCCUUACUCCUGGCAUAGAAAACAUAAUAUCAUAUACAUUGAUAACCCAGUCGGAGCAGGUUACUCCUUUAGCGACAAGCUGCGUGAGACCCAGGAUGACGUGUCCCAGAACCUGUACAACAUGCUCCAGCAGUGGUUUAAACUCUUCCCUAUGUACCAGAGAUAUAGAGAUAUAGAGAUCCUCGUUGAGUGUUCUAGAGAUAUAGAGAUCCUAGUUGAGAGUUUUAGAGAUAUAGAGAUCCUAGUUGAGAGUUUUAGAGAUAUAGAGAUCCUCGUUGAGUGUUCUAGAGAUAUAGAGAUCCUAGUUGAGAGUUUUAGAGAUAUAGAGAUCCUAGUUGAGUGUUCUAUAGAUAUAGAGAUCCUAGUUGAGUGUUCUAGAGGUAUAGUGAUCCUAGUUGAGUGUUCUAUAGAUAUAAAGAUCCAUGUUGAUUGUUCUAGAGAUAUAGUGAUCCUAGUUGAAUGUUCUAGAGAUAUAGAGAUCCUAGUUGAAUGUUCUAGAGAUAUAGAUCCUAGUUGA
Molecule: messenger RNA, 807 nt
Organism: Eurytemora carolleeae
Lineage: Eukaryota; Metazoa; Arthropoda; Copepoda; Calanoida; Temoridae
Product: carboxypeptidase Y homolog A
Exons: 4
Coding region: 1-807 (268 amino acids)
Biological process (GO): proteolysis
Molecular function (GO): serine-type carboxypeptidase activity
Source: RefSeq, a predicted model, not a curated record